Strigops habroptila (Kakapo) is the source of this 3558-nucleotide messenger RNA. It is a transcript of the gene C13H20orf96, whose product is annotated as chromosome 13 C20orf96 homolog. The record is from RefSeq and is a predicted model, not a curated record. The coding region runs from base 2344 to 3411 and encodes 355 amino acids. The transcript has 12 exons. Lineage: Eukaryota; Metazoa; Chordata; Aves; Psittaciformes; Psittacidae.
AGAGGGAAGCGUGGAGAGCCGGCACAGCACCGUUCCUUGUGCCUGUGGUGCUGUGUCCGUGUGGUGCCCAGCACAGCCGGGGGGUUGAGCUGCUCCAGGCUCUACCCAGGCAGCUGCAGCCCUUUGGGACUCGGUGGAGAGAACAGCCCCUGGGAAAUAUCACCUUUAUUGACCCAAAAAGAGCACGGACCUGUGGGGGCCUGUGUGCCCGGGUCCCUCCUGGUGCUGUUGUGUGGAUGAGGCACAGCUCAGCACCAUGCUGAGGUGAGGACCACGGCUGCAUUUGGCAGCUCUUCCUCCCCAUCUCCUCGAGGAGCCGUUCCCAGCACCGGGAAUCAUCGCUUGGCCUUGGCGGAGCCGAGCAGCUGUGGGACACGAUGGGACACCACCUCUCCUGCGAGGACUGCGCCAGAGCCAGUGCUGAUGAUGGGGAUGGGGACGGGUCCUCGCCCCCCACAUCCGGAAGGUCCCUCCACUGGCCUUGUGUCCAGAGGGAUCCCACAGAUCACCCCCUGCUCCAGCACAGCCCUGGCACCCUCCUUGUCCUUGGGAUGGGGGCCGGGCUGGGCAGAUGCUGCCUGCGGAGCCAGUGGGGGGCUGUGUGCAGCCACUGCGUGACUCAGAGCCGGGCCGGUGGUGAGUGCAGGGGCCUGUGUGGUGAGGGCAGGAGGCAGCAGUGACAGACCGUGGCCAGACCGGACCCACGGGCCCCCCUGCUCCGGGCAGUGACCCUGGGCAGGAGCGUGGUGCCAUGGCCGGGGGCUGCCAUGAGCCGGUGCUGGAGUCCAUGGCUUUGGACUGCGGCCGGAGCACCCAGGGUGCUGGGUGCUAGAUGCUGGGUGCUGAGCACUGGUUCCUGGGUUCUGGGCUCUGUCCCACCCUCCCUGUUCCUCAGCAUCACCCGGGUGCAGGGCGGUGGUACCCAGGGAUGCUCCAGGCUCCCCUGUUGCCAUGGUAACAGCCGCGGGCGGGGCGGGGGGGCUGCGGUGACGAAAGCAGCACGUGCCCCCGUGGCUCCCCCCUCCCUCCCGGGCCCUCCUGCAGGGCUGGAUUAACGCCCGACACCCCCCCAGGGUGAGCCAAGACCCCCCCCGGGGGCCACAGGGCUGCGUGUGCCCGGAGCAGGCAGAGCACACGUGUGUGCAGCCGUGCACGGGGCACAUACAUGUGCGCACACACCCACCCAUGCUGUGCAUCCACACGCAUAGGCCGUGCGCACACACACACACACACAUGCAUGGGUGCACACAUGCAUCGCACACCAAGCGGGUGCUCACACACAUGUAGGGAGAUGCACACACAUGCACAUACAUGUGCACACACCCCCUGGGGACAUCCAGCCCAUCUGGGUGAUGAGGAUGAACCUGCCCCAGGGGACGAUCCAUGGGGGAGCCCACAGGAACUGGGGCUCAGGGCGGGAGCUGGAUGGUUGCCACUGGGAACCCCUCAUCCCUCUGGGAUCCCGCAUCCCCCUGGGAGGAUGGAGGCGGCGCAGGAGGAGCCGGAGCCGCGGGGAUCAGACCAACACACUUUAUUCCAUAGUCACAACAGUCAGGAUAACCGUGAGCCGAGUGGGGCAGAGCCGGAGCCGUUGCAUCCCCCGGGAUGGGCCGGGGCCGCCCCUCGGCUAAAAUCCUAUUUCUCCAAGACAACAGCUACAGGUUCCUUCACUACCACGAACACGACAAAGGUGACCCCGAGCGCUGGCGCCCGUGCGGAGGCUGCGCCGGGGCCCCGCCGGCUCCGGGAGCCCCCGGCCCGCUCGGCCGCCGCCGGGGCGGCUCCUUCCUGAGAGAGGUUUGGUUUAUUCUUAUUAGUCAUUUAUUAUUAUUAUUAUUGUUCAUUAUCAUCAUUAUUCGCUUUGUCUCUGGUGAUGGAUGUCGCACACGCUCGCACACGCAUGUGCCGGGCAGCACCGGGCAGCGGGGAGGGCGCAGCGGGAGGGGGCCGCACGCUGGGGGGGUCUCUAAGCACUACAACCACACGGCACAGACAAUCCACCACUGUCCACGACGGUUCUCCCCUGACAAAGACACCCAGCGAGGCUCGAGGAGGGGGUGAGGAGGGGGACGGGGAUGGGGACGAAGCGGAUGAUGUUGUGCUUGUGGCCGGGGCUGGGGGGGGGGGCCCCGGCUCUUGGCUCCGGUUCUGGCGCUGACCCAGAACCUGCUCCUGAGGAAACGUUUCGCCUGAUAGUCCGUGGAGGGAGCGCCCCGGCCCACGGGUGAUGCACGGCACGAAGGGACCCCAACGGGACCCCAGUGGGACCAGGAGAUGCAGCCCCGGCAAAGCACACGAGUGAUGCGAGACCCUCACUGCGGCCUCAGGCCCUGACGAGCCUGCAUGGAAGUGGAUGCACAGAGCCCGGACCCGAGCACCAUGGAAGAGGAUUACAGCAAACAGCAGAAGGCAGCAGCAGAGGAGAGGAAAUCUCCAGCCCAAGGGUUGACUUUGCCACCAUUCAUUGUUGAGAACAAGAAGAAGAAAGGAAAGAAGAACAAGCCAGAGACAUCAUCACCCCAAGGGAAAUCUCAGAAGGAAUUAGCCCGCAGGAAGGCUGAAUUAGCUAAAACCUUGAAAGAGAUCAAAAUCACCACGGACGUGACCAAUCUGAAGAGAAACGCCAUUGAGAAGCUGAAGCAGUGCAGUGCCCGCCUGCUGGAGGCCAACUGCCAGCUGGUGGAGGAGAUCCAGGACACUGAUGAGAGCACGGCCAGGCAAGCCAGGCGCCUGCUGCAGCAGUACGAGGCGUUCCAGAGGAUGAAGGCGAUGGUGCAGACCUUCAACAAGAACCAGCUGGAUGCAGCAAAGGCAGAGCUCCAGGAAAUGGAAAAAACAAUGGAAAAGAAUCUGGAACAGCUACAGCAGCAGCUGGAGGACGUCACAUCGAAGGUGCAGGCUCUCCAGGAGGAGCUCAGGGUCGUGAGGCCCUACAUCGAUGGGCACUAUCCGGAACAAGCUGUCAAGAUAAUCCUUCUGCAGCACAGCAUCCGGAAACUGAAGCGGCAGCAGAAGGAGGAGAUAGAGAAGGCAGAAGAAAUGGGGAAGCACAUCCUGGAGCAGCUGGAAAAGAAGGCACAGGCGGAACAAGAGGCGCUGCUACAGAAAAUCGUGGAGGAGAUGAUGCUGAACCAGGAUGGCCUGAGGCACAUGAUGACAAGCAACAACAUUCUGCGGCGUGAUAUAGCGAGGCAAAGGGAGAUUAUUCAGGACCUGGAGGAGGAGAUUGAUGAGCUGAAGAGAAGCAUCCAGACCCUCCGCCAGAAUGCAAGAGACCCAAGAGAGCUGAUCUUCGCUGACGUUCUUCUCCGCAGACCCAAGUGCACGCCGGACACCGAGGUGGUCCUCAGCAUCCCCACCGAGGAGACACCACUGCUCUGCUGUCACCAGGCUCCACCGGCAGGUCCCUAACCCAGCGCUGGGUGCACCUGAGCUCCGAUGCGGUGCUGAGCUGCACAGCACCUCCCUUGCCAUCCGUGCUGCAUCCCAGCCCCCCUCGGCAGCCUCGGGCACUCUCUGCUGUGGGUUUAUGGUGCAGUAAAGGUGUUGCCAUCGUUC